This is a messenger RNA of Cryptotermes secundus, 3208 nucleotides long. RefSeq lists its product as uncharacterized. The record is from RefSeq and is a predicted model, not a curated record. The coding region runs from base 190 to 1713 and encodes 507 amino acids. The transcript is spliced from 2 exons. Lineage: Eukaryota; Metazoa; Arthropoda; Insecta; Blattodea; Kalotermitidae.
AACACAAGGAACAUUCCUGACUCAGAUGUUAAUAAUUCACUGAAGACAAGAAUUUCCCUGCAUUUAAGGGAAAUUCGUUUGCAUCACCACAGGUCCGGCACCGCCACUAUUCGAUGGGACCAGUAUUCGCUGCCAGUCAUUGCAGUAACGGCAUACGGUACACAUCAGACAGAGGUCACGGGUACCAACAUGCCUAAACGGAAACAGCCCUGCAAGCUGCAAGCCCUGGUUAUGCUGAGAGUGGUCAAGCUGUUACGUAAAGCGUGUGAGUCGUGGAUAACAGCAUUGCGUGAAGCAGCGCUGACUGGCAGUGAGGCAUAUCUGAAGGAGACGCAGAAUGUGACGGCUGAUUGUGACACGGUUUACGAACUUCUAACAUCGUUACCGACAGACAUUUUACAACUUCUGGCUACACAUAUAAUAAGGAGGAUUAUCAACAUGAUUGCACAGUAUGAUGAGACCUGCUGCGAGUUAAAGGACGCCUUUUGGUAUGACGAAGAUUAUCACGACAGUGUGUGUUCAAAAAUACUUAACGCUGUGCUGUUUCCUUGCACUCGAGUAUAUUAUAUGAAAGAUAUAACUUCCGGUUUUGCACAGAAACUAAUAGUUCAAACCUUGGCUUGUGUACCUAACUUAACUGUUUUAACCUUCGAUUUAAAAACCGAAAAUGAUAACUCGAACCUAGUAGCAAGUAACAUCCAUCACUUAAGACAUCUGAAGUCAUUCCAAUACAACUGUGAUUGUACUGAUGAAGUGGUGGAACAGGUGGCGUUGCACUGUAGGAAUUUGAGGACUGUUAUUCUGAGUUUCUCACACUCUGUUACUGACGCCUCGGUGCACUACUUGAUGACACUAAACAAGUUAGAACACGUGGACGUAAUGUUCACAUCCAUUACUACUGAAUUUUAUGGUGCACUUCUUUCAGUAUUGCCGAGCAUUAAUAACAUUGUCAUAACGUCACUUACAUAUAACAUCUUCGAACAUAUUCUUAAAGAAGAGCUAUAUACGAUAACACAAUAUACCGGGUAUAUUCGUGACAUUAAUGUUCUAACACAGAAAUGUCCUAACCUCUCAACAGUUGUAAUGUAUGACAUUAACCAAAAUCUUGCAAACAUGGUUGCACUAAACAGACUGGAUCAUCUACAGAUUAGAAAAGCAGACUAUGAAAGCUGUAAUUUAAAUGCCGUCCUGAUUGGCGUGGGUCACAGACUUUGCCAUCUCUAUCUGGUUCAUAUUAAAAAUGUAAGAAUGGUCGAAAUUGUAAACUUCUGCUCUUCCUUGGAGUGUCUGCUUCUGAAAAGAUGCUCAUUUGUGCGAUUAAAUGAAAAUGGAAUACUCGGCACUGAUCCCCCUCACUAUAGAAGUGUGACUGAUUUAAAAUUAUUAGGGGAUUCUCAUCAUGAAAUUGAUUUUCGCCACUUGCAACAUUAUGUCAAUCUGCAGAUACUUGAGUGCACAGGAGUGAACACUCUCAAUGAUGAUUUCAUCGAAGAUGCAGUGCGUCAAGGCGCAUUCAGAAACAUUGUGUGCUUUAAAGUAGAAGAAAUUGCCCCUGGAGCUUUGACCAUGAGGACAGUAGAGCUGCUGAUACGGCACUGUGAGCAUCUGAAAGAGCUUGGAUAUUUGAGAAGCUGGCGUCUUGUUGAACCGGAAUUUAUCUCGAAUCUCAGAAAUAUAAUUGUAACGACAAACAGUGACCUUCAUAUUCUUUAGGUAACACAAAUUUCUUGGUUAUCAUUACUAUGUUUUAUGUACUACAAACACCAAUAUGUAUAACCAUAGAGUUCUUAUGAUGCAUAUUGUACCCUGCAUGUUAUAUUUUCAAAUUUUAACUUUCAUUAGAAGCGCAUUUUGGAGGCAGUCUUUAUAAAACCCUAACGUUAUAACUUCAUAGGCUAGGCUCCUCAGCGAGAAUAUUCUCAGAUAUGAAUGGGACAUUUGUUAACUUAAUUCAGUGCAUGAAUUUUAUUGAUUCCAAUCAGCACUGUUUAUUAACAUUUUUAAAAAUUUUAAAUGAUUUCAGACGCAAAACAUGUCACGGAUAUUUUUAUGACAAAAUUAUUUCUUCAAUGAUAUGGUCCAUAUUGGGAUGAUUUUCCGGAUUCUGUUCUUCUGUUGUGACAGCGCGUAAUCCUGUAGAAGAGUAUGAACGUUACAGAGAUGCAAGCUGCAUCCAUUACAAGAGAUGAACAGACAUUGACACUGGAGACAACAUUUUUCUUAUAAACAAUUUUAGUCUACACAGUGACAUAGCCCAAAGCAAUAUAAUCAAAUGGUUGUAGUUAUAGGCCCUUUUUGUCGAAAUAUUAAUUUGUUUCUAUACUUUUGUCCAAUCAACCUGACUGCAUAUUGAAUGUGGCGUGGUUAGACGUUUAUACUGGAUUAGAAGUUCAAUAGCCUUGACAUGUGGAUGCAAUGACCCUCCGUGGUACUGACUGAAAAUGCAAAUGUUCCUUUUAAUUUUAAGAUGUGGAGAAGUAAACCUUCCUAAAUAUGUUUCACGACUUUGUUUGAAUUUAUAUUGCUUUGAUACAUUAACUAAUUUAAUAAAAUUCUUUAAACAGGUCCGCUUCUUAUGUUUCUGGCAUUUGAAAUUUUACUCACUUUUGUCUCUUAUAUGUGCCUUAGAAGUAGUGCAUCUCCCCUUAAACUGGUUAAGGUUAAGAUGAUAAGUAACAUUAAUAUUGUAAGAGUAUUUCAGCAUCCUGUUCCACUGAUUUAUCACUGAACUACAACUCUAUUCUUUCACGUACUGCUCCUCUUUGCAACAUGUUUCGGCCGUACCCGACCAGCGAUGGCGCUAUAAUUGCGUCUAGUUCCGAGUUGUGUCAAAAAAUCCAGUAUCCAAUUCAUACCCUGUCUAUAGUCACACCCCAAAAUCGUGACAAUAUGUUUAGGAAUUGGCCACUUUAAAGUGAAAUAAAUCAGAUACAUAUAACAUGAAAUUGCAGGUGUACCAACGACCAUAAUUUAUGUGAAACUUGUUUUUGCUUAUAAAAAUUCAUUCAUAUUUGGUCAAAUUAUUGCAAAGUGAACAGUGAACAUGCGGUCAGAUGAACCAAGAUAGCAGGAAUAUGUUCAGCUUUACGCCUACUUCUACUGAUGUAUUCUUCCUGCAGAUUCCAUGAUUAUCAAUGAAUUGAAGGUCAUGAAUCCUCAUCAGGGUUUGUGUAUCAGAACAGGAUUAAAUAAAGUUGUGCCUGUCGUC